Leptonychotes weddellii (Weddell seal) is the source of this 1379-nucleotide messenger RNA. Lineage: Eukaryota; Metazoa; Chordata; Mammalia; Carnivora; Phocidae. The record is from the annotation of a RefSeq genome assembly.
AUGCUAAAAAUUAUUCUCCCCACUAUAAUACUUAUACCCCUAACAUGAAUAUCAAAACCCAAUAUAAUCUGAAUCAACACAACAACCUACAGCCUAUUAAUUAGCCUCAUUAGCUUACUCUUUCUAAACCAACUCAAUGAUAACUGCACAAAUCUAUCCCUAUCAUUCUUCACAGACUCCUUAUCAGCCCCACUACUAACACUUACAACAUGACUCCUACCCCUAAUACUCAUAGCUAGCCAGUUCCACCUAUCAAAAGAACCACUAACCCGAAAAAAACUAUACAUCACAAUACUAAUCUUAUUACAAUUAUUCCUAAUCAUAACAUUCACCGCCACAGAACUAAUCAUAUUUUACAUCCUAUUUGAAGCGACCCUAGCACCCACCCUAAUCAUCAUUACUCGAUGAGGAAACCAAACAGAACGCCUAAACGCAGGAAUAUACUUUCUAUUUUAUACUCUAGUAGGAUCCCUACCCCUACUAGUAGCCUUACUAUUUAUCCAAAACAACAUAGGCACAUUAAACUUCUUAAUACUCCAACUCUGAUCCCAACCCAUACCAAACUCCUGAUCUAAUACCCUCUUAUGACUAGCAUGUAUAAUGGCAUUCAUAGUAAAAAUACCAUUAUAUGGACUCCACCUAUGACUACCCAAAGCACAUGUAGAGGCACCCAUCGCUGGAUCAAUAGUACUUGCCGCAGUACUUCUAAAAUUAGGAGGCUAUGGUAUAAUACGAAUUACAAUCCUACUCAACCCAUUAACGAAUUCCAUAGCAUACCCCUUUAUAAUACUAUCACUAUGAGGAAUAAUCAUAACGAGCUCUAUCUGCUUACGCCAAACAGACCUAAAAUCCCUAAUCGCAUACUCCUCCGUCAGCCACAUAGCCCUAGUUAUCGCAGCAAUUCUAAUUCAAACACCAUGAAGUUAUAUAGGAGCAACAGCCUUAAUAAUCGCUCACGGCCUAACAUCAUCCAUACUAUUCUGCUUAGCCAACUCCAACUAUGAACGUACCCAUAGCCGAACCAUAAUCCUCGCGCGCGGACUUCAAGUACUCCUACCCCUAAUAGCAGCAUGAUGACUACUAGCAAGCCUCACCAACCUAGCUCUACCUCCUACCAUCAAUCUAAUCGGAGAACUAUUUGUAGUAAUAGCCUCAUUUUCAUGAUCCAAUAUUACCAUCAUCCUAAUAGGAACCAACAUCAUCAUUACUGCCCUAUACUCAUUAUAUAUACUAAUUACCACACAACGCGGAAAAUAUACCCACCACAUCAAAAACAUCAAACCCUCAUUCACACGAGAAAAUGCCUUAAUAGCACUUCACCUAAUACCCCUACUACUAUUAUCACUCAACCCCAAAAUCAUUCUAGGACCCAUUUACUG